Molecule: messenger RNA, 1527 nt
Organism: Lachancea sp. 'fantastica'
Lineage: Eukaryota; Fungi; Ascomycota; Saccharomycetes; Saccharomycetales; Saccharomycetaceae
Source: the annotation of a GenBank genome assembly
AUGUCUUCUAAUCCAACCUCAGGCUCUCCCGUGGCAGGCAGCGGUAACAACGCUCAGGGGCCUCCAACGCAGCAACUGACACCCGAUUCGGUCCAGCAUUUGGCAUUACGAUACCAGCAAUAUUUCAACGAAGCGCAAAGACUAGGGCCUACGACUCCUCAAGGCCAGGAGUUGUUGAGAAGAGCCUCCAGGAUCAAGGCAAUGUAUGUUGCGUACAACACACAGAAUCAACAGGCAGCCCAAGGUGCCGUCCAGGGUGCAGGUGUGCCAUCUGGAAGCGCCGAUAAUGGCACUGCUUCACCAACAGCUUCGCAGGCUUCAAAUGGGACUCCCACAAAUAACUCGAUGACACGCAAUAUUCAGAGCUUGCUGACCCCACAGCAAAACGAAGCUUACGGAAAACUUCUACAGACUUUCAACGAAAAUGGUGAACAGAUAAAGGGUGAAUACGGAUACUUGAAGAAGCAGAUCGAAAUCCUGGAAGACGAGAUCAAAAAAAGACAAAACAAUCCAGCCAUGGUGAAUCAGCUGGAGAGCAAAAAGUCUGAAAUUCUUAACAAAUUAACGGGAUUCAGUGACUCUUACCGAGCAUUGAACCAAAAACUUCGUGAGGACAAGAAAAACUUCUAUAUUGAAUGUGCUGCCACGAAUCCACACCUCAAGCGCUUUUUGCAGGCGUCGACUCAACAGCAACGGGCCAAUGCCGCCAAUAUGUCAAACGGCAACUCACCCUUACCUUCAGGUAAUGCUACUGUAAACGCAAGUAGUCCAGGCCGGCAGCAACCCGUUGUACAACAAACACAGGCCCAACAAGAGGUUAAGGACACUCCGGCACAACAGAAAUCCAACGCGAACAGCAGGUCCCCCACGCAUGUGACGUCCGUAAAUGCUGCAGCGCACUUGGCUAACACGGCUAGUCCCGCUAGUAGACAGGCCAUCUUCAAGCAACCAAAUCCCUCGGUCCCGAUCUCCGAAAAUGUUGCACAGAAAACGCACACUCCCGUAGUGCAUCGUUCUAACCGUCCUACUAUCACUGGUGGUAGUGCCAUGAAUGCUGCUGCUCUAAACGCUCCUGUGAUGACCAAAUUGCCUCCGUACGAGGUCGACAACGAAAGAGUUAUGUCCAAGAGGAAGCUGCGUGAGCUCGUCAAGUCGGUCGGAAUUGAUGAAGGUGAUGGUGAGACCACAAUUGACGGAGAUGUGGAGGAACUUUUACUUGAUUUAGCCGAUGAUUUCAUUACGAACGUGACAAGCUUUGCCUGUCGUCUGGCCAAACACAGAAAAUCCGACAACUUAGAUGUUCGUGACAUACAGCUGCAUUUGGAAAGAAACUGGAACAUUCGCGUUCCUGGCUAUGCAGCUGACGAGGUCAGGAGCACGAGGAAGUGGAAUCCCACAACCAGCUACAAUCAAAAAAUUCAGGGUAUUAACAAUGCAAAGGCUGCAAAGACGGCCAAUGCAGCUCAGGCCAUGGCAGCCCAAAGUGUUAGUGGAAAUUCGGGGACUAAGCCACAAUCGCUCUCAUAA